Messenger RNA from Cladocopium goreaui, 3435 nucleotides. The record is from the annotation of a GenBank genome assembly. Lineage: Eukaryota; Dinophyceae; Suessiales; Symbiodiniaceae.
AUGCCGGUGCUAAGCCAGUUCCGACUGCCUGGACAUAGCGAAAUUACCGUCAUCAAGACUGACCAGGAGGAAGCUCAAGCCUAUUGGGAAAUCAUUGGGUUUGGAAAAAACAUUUUCAGUUCGAAAGAUGAUGACAAAAUCCGGGCGCAUUUUGCGAAUGAGAGAAAGACAACACAGGUAAACUCAUGGCACAAGUUGCUGUGGCCUUCUCUGGAACUUCCUAGUGCCAUGAAAGCAAGGCAUGCUCAGGGACAAGACUCAGAGCAAGAGGUUUGGUGGCGGAAAAGCAUGUUCACUACUUCUGUGGCAUUUUCUUGGAUAGUGUGGGGCAUUGCAACCCCGAGAAGAAUGCAUGAAGAGAAGGAGAGAAGCCGUCUUUUUUUGGGACAGCUGAUCAAUCACAUCCUUGAGACUCAAGGCCGAAUCUGUCUCAACGUGUCCCAGAUUGGUGACCCUGCUGCGAAGUGCUCAACACAGGUCACGGCCCAGAACGGCACUAUUGAUUCCAGACUGCUUUGGACAAGGGCGAUUUACAACAGAGUCUACCAGAUAUGGAAUAUAAACAAACUGAACCGAAAUCACUGGCUGGAUUCUGACAUCAGCCGUCCUACACUGUUGGACCUGAUAGCCUUUGCGUUCGAUUCGUCAUGCCAACCUGAUGGAGGCCUGUUACAACCUUUGGCUCUUUCACUGGUUCAACAACUGGCCCAAUACGUGGACACCAAUUUGGCUCGGCUCAGUAUCGAGCCUGUCAAAGAGGAGGAACACCGUUCCAAAAACCGUAAACUGGAUCACAGUCUGUUCUUGCAGAAAGUCACGCGAGCAGCGCUGUUUCUUUUGAACGAAAACGUAGCCUACUGGUCGAGGGCGCGCACAGAGAUGCAACAUCGGAAAGUCUUCCACGUAUACGUUGACGGGAGUGCGGUGUCAAAGAAACCCACUGAGCUCGGCUUCAUUUGGUCGCCCGAGUGUCUGCGCGGAGUCUAUGCUUUUGACUGCUCGUCGGUCAUCAUCCAGCUGCACUGGCACAUAGAGAAGAAGACGAGGAUCAUUUGCAUCGAAAACACAAAGGGCCUGCGCAUCAAAAUGAUCAAGCGCCUGUAUGGUGAGCACUACCACAUUUGGACUCUGCGAGUGGAGCCUGCGGAUGUCGGGCACGCAGGGGUCAACAGGGAGAUUUGCAUCAAUCACGUCCAGACCUGCGGUCGCUGCUUACUCCGAGAGAACAAGGAAGAGAGAAGAUGGCAACUCUUGGCUGGCCACAGUACGCCCGCCUGUCCGCUUGCUGCGUUGGAAAGCCUCAUUGCCGACCGACUGGUGGGCGACAUGGCACCAGCGACAUCGAAAAUGAAGAAGAAGGAUGAUGAUAGUAAGAGGGAGUCAUUCCGCCCUUCUACCCGGAUUCGUCGGGCUGAGAAGAAAAAGCCUGUUAAGUGGCCAGACGGAUCCGCAAUUGGCUUGCCCCCAGAAGAAGAUUCAUCUGAAGAGGAUGAGAACGACCAUUUCCGACAGUGGCUUGAGCACAUGGACGAGACCACCUUCAACUCUUCGAUUGUCAAAAAGAUGAGCCGCGAAGAGUUGUUCCUGGCACUUGGAUUCUGCUUGGGAUUUUCCCCUGGCGAUGAGCCCUGCCAGAGGAAAAAAGAGAAGAUGCUGUCUGCUGUGAAGUCAGAAUACCUACGCCGGGGAUCUCCAAUGCAGGCAGUGGGAUGGAAAGUCGCGACCAUGUGUCGGUUCAUGCGGGCCAAGAUUGCCACAUCAGCACCAGGGGACGAUCUGGGGACCUAUGACUAUGAACUACCCGAGAAAAGCGAGCCUGACAUGGAGAGCGACAAGGAGGAGAAUGAUGAGGAAGAGGCACUUCCAGCCAACGGAUGGGCAGUUCUGACUGAAAACGUCAAAGGCAAAAAGACGCACAUUUUGGCCCACAAGAAGACAAACAAGAAAGUUGAUAUUGGACCUCCUGAGUCACAGGCAAACUGGGUUAUUUUCUCGGAUGCUGAGUCUGAAGAACAGUUCAUUUGGCAAGGGAAAAAGUAUUUGCGGGAAUUCUCCCCAAUUGCGUGCUACGAACUGUACAACCAGAUCAACGCAGCGGAAGCCGCAGUGGGGAAAGGUAAAGACGCGAAGAGAAAGAAGAAAGAUGAGGAUGGUCCAGGUGUUGUGCUCGAUCGACCUCAGAGCCUUCGUUCAAUGUGCAGCGAGGGGGACAUGGACGAUUCUUUCGGAGGGAGUGAGAGCGACGAAGACAAGGAGAGUGAACCGAAAGACAAGUGCCUCGAGGAAGACAAAGCCCUUUUCAUUUACGUGGAAAAGGACAAGGGCAAAAAACUCACACAGUUCCUAGUGGACCCUGUGAACCUUCGUGAGCUGAAGCUUCCCGGUGCGGAGAACAACGGGAGUGACUCUUGGUCCAUCUCAAAGGACGGAUUUGGCAACUUGAUCUUGAAAUCCAACAAGACAGGUGUGCCCAACCGCGACCCCACAGUGGUUUUGGCAGGCCGCAAGGCAAAAGAUAUUGAUUCUACUCGCUUACAACAAGUUCGUCAGCAGGAGGAUGAGCACAGUGCAAAGGGCAGCGAUGAAGCACGUGCAGCAGAAGAAGCAAAGGAGAAAGAGCGACAUAGGAAGGCUCAAGAAAUUUUUGACCAGAGAGAAGCAAAAAAACGCAAACUGGAAAUCGCUGCUCAGGCCGAGAAGGCAAAGCAGGAGAAGAAAGAUCUCCAGAGCAGGACAGAGGAGCUUGCUAGACUUCUGCAAGAAAGAAAGCAGAGGAGGUUGCAAAUGGAACAGGACAAGAAAGCAGAAGCAGAAGCACUUGAAAAAGCCAAGCAAGCGGCAGAGAAGAAGAAAUCAGAAGAAUUGGCCAAACAGGCCCAGGCAGAAUCAGAAGCACGGGAGUUGGUUCUGAAGAAGGCGGAUGAAGAGAGGAAGAGGUCAGAGGCAGAAGCGUUGGCCAAUGAGAAGAAGGCACAGGAAGAUAAGAAGAGAGCAGAGUCCGAGAGGGAAGCAAAAAAGAAAGAGCAGCAAGAGGAGGAACAACGGGCAGAAAUUGCAAAGAAACAGGAGGAAGAAGAUUUGAAAGCAGCUCGGAUGAAAUUUGAUGAGAUGCAAAGGGAGUUAGAGAGGGAGAAUGCCCAGUUGUUGGAACAGCAGGCAAAGGCUCCUUCUGAGGAGCAAAUCGCGCAAAUGCAGCAGGAAUUGGAAAAGCUUUCGGAUGAAAUGAUCGAAGAAGACGCAAGAGACGCCGAAGCAGCAGAAGCUGAUUCCCCAACGACUGUCAAUUCGAAUUCGAAACUCACGGAAGGGCCAGAGGAUGAGAACAAAAGCAUGGGCGCCGGCGCAGGCAAUGAAAGCGAUGAAGACGACAAAAGGAUGCAAGAGAUUAAAAAGAUUGCCCAGGACUCUUGUUUAAAUCAGUUCUGGUUCGAGUAG